This is a messenger RNA of Rotaria sp. Silwood2, 420 nucleotides long. Lineage: Eukaryota; Metazoa; Rotifera; Eurotatoria; Philodinida; Philodinidae. The record is from the annotation of a GenBank genome assembly.
AUGUGUUUUUACCCACUUCUAGAUACAUGUCAAGGUGAUUCUGGUGGACCUCUUAUGCGAUUUGAGAGUGCACAACGUCAGUGGGUGCUUACUGGUGUAACAAGUUUUGGUAAAGGCUGCGGUGAUCCACGGUAUGCUGGCGUAUAUACUCGCGUAGCUGUUUAUACUGAUUGGUUAAAGAGUAUUAUUGGCAACGAUGGUCUUGUUGAAGUAGAAGUUGGCCAAGAAGUCGUACAGCCUACAAUAUUUACCCCCAUCACAACUACCAUCCUUUCAACAACAAGUCCCCAAACAACGACAACGAAAAAGGCACCAGUUCAAACCACCUCAUUGUCAACGAAUAAUAAUGCUUCACUGAUGAUUGCUUCGUAUGCAUUUACUUUUCUCUUUUUUCUUUUUGCAUUUCAAUAUUACCUUUAA